This is a messenger RNA of Alternaria ethzedia, 438 nucleotides long. RefSeq lists its product as uncharacterized. Gene Ontology annotation, cellular component: mitochondrial outer membrane. The coding region runs from base 1 to 438 and encodes 145 amino acids. The record is from RefSeq and is a predicted model, not a curated record. NCBI's taxonomy places the organism in Eukaryota, Fungi, Ascomycota, Dothideomycetes, Pleosporales, Pleosporaceae. Gene Ontology annotation, biological process: intracellular protein transport. The transcript has 3 exons.
AUGGUCAAGCUCGAAGAGGUCAUGGAUGAGGAGUUUGUGCGCGAGCAGGAAGGCCCGCAUGACGAAGAUGAGUGGGACACCGACUCUGAGUCAGACACAUCCUCCAUUCACUCCGUAACACCAGACGAGACCCUCUACGACCGCAUCAUCGCUCUACAAGACAUGAUCCCCGCCAGCACACGCCGAUCCGUCUCCUCAAAAGCCAACACAAUCACUUCAUGGUUCAAGAGCGGUCUGAACAUGGGCGGCAAGACUCUAUGGGUAGUGAGCACAAGUGCGCUGCUGCUCGGUGUGCCAUGGGCAUUGGCGUACAGCGAGGAGCAGAUGAUUGUCGAGCAGGAGAGGGCUGAGUUGCAGGCACAGAGGGCGCAAAACGAGUUCAUGGCUCCCGGAGCGCCCGUACCUGGACAGCCAACAGGCGCAAAGCCUGCUUUGUAG